Molecule: messenger RNA, 159 nt
Organism: Rhizophagus irregularis DAOM 181602=DAOM 197198
Lineage: Eukaryota; Fungi; Glomeromycota; Glomeromycetes; Glomerales; Glomeraceae
Source: RefSeq, a predicted model, not a curated record
UUCAACAGGAACCACGACCUCAAGCGGCACAAAAGGAUCCAUUUGGUCGUGAAAUCUUAUCCUUGCCAAUAUUGUGAAAAACAAUUCAGUCGAAUGGACGCGCUUAAAAGGCACGUCCUUGUUCAUAAAAAAACAAAGAUAUACAUAUUAGUACGAUAG